AUGGCGACUCUCGCAGAAAAUCCGAUGCCACCGGCAAACUACGACCAAGAGCUUAACUCCUUCAUCAACUUCGAUCAACUCACAUACACAUCCGACCCCUCCCGAUCAAAGGUCGCCAUGGUUAGCCAACCGUCGGUCGCAAGUACCGAUUUCACAUCCAGCGAUGCCCGCAGUGCUAGCUUCGCUUCGAGCAGCCAGUCUCCUCUCGCUUUCCAGGCCCCGAGCCAUCAAUACGACGAACACAGACAACAGACUGGGUUACCCCCUGGUGCUCUUUCCAUGUCGUAUAACCAGGUUCCGAUGGGGUUCAAUAACGGCCCGGGAUUUCCCGUGAACGCUGAAGUGUAUGCUGGUCACCACCUGAAGCGAGAAGAUGUACCAUUUGAUUUCAAUACCGCACCGGGCCGGAACCCGUCGGAGAUGGAUAUUGAGCCCGAACAGAUGAAUGCUGCGCCAUUUUUCUACCCGGCAAACCCAGGAAACAAGAACCAAUAUGUCGACCCCACCGCUAUCGGAGGCAAUGAGCUGGUUCAGGCUGGUCCAUCCACACAGGUUGGCCGUAUGUACCCGGGUAUGCAUCAGCAGCAGGCUGCGAUGGCGAGGGCCCAACAACAAAAGCAGAGUGAAAUGGUCCGCCAUCAAAUGCAGCAACGUCCGGAUCAAGGACCUGGUGCUCUACCCCAAGCAUGUGGUCUCCGCAAUCCCGAUCCGGUGGUGGAGGAGCGUAUCUCUCGUCUACUGCAGCAAAUGCGAAAGAACGCCAUGGCCAAUGGCGAGGGCUCCCCCACUCCUUCGAAUGGUAUGCCGCAUAUGGCCAAGUCCCGCAAGGAUGAGGCCGACAUGGACGAAGAUGAGCGUCUUCUCGCUAGCGAGGAGGGCAAGAAGCUCAGCAGCAAAGAACGUCGCCAGCUGCGAAACAAAGUCUCCGCCCGCGCUUUCCGAUCUCGUCGUAAGGAAUACAUUGGGCAGCUUGAGAGCGAGGUGGCCGCUAGAACCAAUGAGGCUCACGAGGUCCGCCUCCAAAACCGCGCUCUUUAUGAAGAGAAUGCUCGUUUGAACGACUUGGCUCGGAUGCUCUUGGGAUCCCCUCACUUCUCGAACUUUUUGAACGACAUGGGUGAUACUUUGCCCGCUCAGCCUCAGCAGCAGGUCCAGCAGCAACCUCAGCAACAGCCCCAACCCCAGCAAGCACCCCAGCCUAAUAUGCAGGCCAUUCCCAAGGACAACAGCGCCAACCACGGCCAAGAAUUCCAGAUGCAGCAAACCCCUCAGCCCAACAUGGUAAUGGUUCCCACCACCAUGGGCAUGACCAACGCUGGCUGGAACUCGGGGAUCGACAUGAACUAUAGUAACACCCCUGUGUUUGCUGUCACGGAAGUUCCUGAAGGUCCGGCCCUUAAUGCUGAGCUUCUGUCCGGGAAGUCUUCGUCUUUCGGUAUUCCCCAGAGCUCCAAGAAUGAGGCUCCCGUUGUUGAUAGUCCUACCUUCGAUUCCAGUCCGUCUGACAUUGGUGUUGCCAAUCCCGAUGUCGAGAUUGACGAGUCUGAUCCUGCCUUUGCUCUCUUUAUUGAUACCCCGCCCAUCGGUGCCGGCGCUGCGUUCGAAGGCGUUUCAAGCGAGAAGGCCACCCACUUUGAACUCGUCGUUGACAACUCCGAAAUCAGCACCUCCGCCAAGAGAACCUUUGUCGCCCUCUGCAAUAGCAUUGACGCCGCCUUCGAGCGUGUGUCACUUGCCACAUCCCACCUUCAGUGA
Messenger RNA from Penicillium bovifimosum, 1755 nucleotides. RefSeq names its product bZIP transcription factor. Gene Ontology annotation, biological process: regulation of DNA-templated transcription. NCBI's taxonomy places the organism in Eukaryota, Fungi, Ascomycota, Eurotiomycetes, Eurotiales, Aspergillaceae. Gene Ontology annotation, molecular function: DNA-binding transcription factor activity. Bases 1 to 1755 code for a protein of 584 amino acids. The transcript has 2 exons. The record is from RefSeq and is a predicted model, not a curated record.